Ilex paraguariensis (yerba mate) is the source of this 624-nucleotide messenger RNA. The record is from the annotation of a GenBank genome assembly. Lineage: Eukaryota; Viridiplantae; Streptophyta; Magnoliopsida; Aquifoliales; Aquifoliaceae.
AUGGCAGAUGAAAAUUUGGUUUUUACCUAUGAAAACUACCUCACUGAUGGGACUCUUGAUUUGCCUAUUGAUUUUAUUCCUGGCAUGAGAGACAUACGAUUGAAGGAUCUACCAAGCUUCAUUAGAACAACUGACCCUAAUGACAUCAUGUUUAACUUCAUGGGAGAGGAAGCACAGGAUUGUUUAAAUACUUCUGCAAUUAUUUUCAACACGUUUGAUGCAUUUGAACAUGAGGUGUUAGAGGCAUUUGUGUCCAAGUUUAAUUAUCGUAAUAUUUACACAAUUGGGCCUCUUCCGUUGCUAGACAGGCAUGUGCCUGAAAGCGAAGUCAAAUCACUUGAUUCAAGUUUAUGGAAACUAGACCCACACUGUCUUGAAUGGUUGAGCCAAAGAGAGCUACACUCGGUUUUGUACGUGAACUAUGGGAGUGCGACAACAAUGUCUCAGCACCACUUCAUCGAAUUUGCAUGGGAACUUGCAAAUAGCAAGCAACCAUUUUUAUGGAUUGUUCGGCCUGACCUUGUGCUGGGAAAAUCAGCCAUAUUGCCUGAAGAAUUUCUUGAGGAGACAAAGGACAGAGGAUUGCUAGCUAGUUGGUGUGCACAAGACGAAGUGCUAAAAUAA